CUCUUCCACUUUUGAACAAAAAAAUAAAAAUAAAAAAUCCCAGUUCAGUUACUAGCUAAUAAUGAUUGAUUAAAAACAAAAAAAGUGGAAGAAGAAGAAAAUACUUACUCUCUUCCUCCACUCAGUUUCAGUUCGGUCACCGCCGAAUAAAGUUUCCUCCUUUUUCAUUAACUGUUACAAUUCAACUAAAAUUCUGACUAAGGAUUCUCUCCUCCGAUUUGAGGGUCAGGAUCUCACUCUAAUUAGACUCACUCGACAGCUGAAACCAACCACCGCAAAUUCGAUUAUAACCUCCUUUAUUCUGGUCCAUCACUUCCAUUCAAAUUCCAAAGCGCCUGGUGUAUGUGUCCGCCAGAAUGUAAAGGAUUUAGAUUUGUGGAGGGGGCUGUCAUGCUGAAUGCUGCUGCCAACCAGUGGAGUAGGGAUGAAUUCUGCAAUGGAUGAUAUGAAUUUGAUUCAGCAAGCCCAGAGGCAUCACUUGGUUGUAAGGGAGAUUGGUGAAGAGAUUGAUUUAGAAAUUGGACCUGGGGAUGAUGAUCCUUCAUUUGGUAAUGCUACUCUAAUUGGUGGCCCACCGCGGGAAUCUUCUACGGAAGAGCACGGGGAGAGCAAGCAGAUGGGGAUGGUUUCUCAGCUUCCGAAUGAUGCUCAAGAUAUGUCAAAGACCCAACCAGUGAAAAGGAAGAAGAAGGUUGUUAAAAGAUGGAGAGAGGAAUGGGCAGACACCUAUAAAUGGGCUUAUGUUGAUGUGAAAGAUGGAACAGCAAGGAUUUUUUGCUCUGUUUGCAGGGAGUAUGGUAGGAAACACAGAAGAAAUCCAUAUGGGAAUGAAGGCAGUCGUAAUAUGCAGAUGAGUGCCCUAGAAGAACACAAUAAUAGUUUGCUUCACAAAGAGGCUCUUCGUCUCCAAAUGGCCUCCAAGGAUAAAAUUAUCAUCAACAAGCCUGUUUAUGUAAAAGUAUUGUCUGACACUUCUGUAAUUGAAGCUCUUGUGUCAAAAACAGCUGGAUCAAUUCUUGAAGCUACACUAAAAAGGGAUCCUCAUGAGGCUGAAUUCAUACAGGCAGUUCAGGAAGCAGUUCAUGCUCUUGAGAGAGUCAUAGCAAAAAAUUCCCAUUAUGUUAACAUCAUGGAGCGCUUGGUGGAACCUGAGCGAAUGAUUGUUUUCCGAGUUCCAUGGGUGGACGAUAAGGGUGAGAUACAUGUUAAUCGGGGUUUCCGGGUACAGUUUAACCAGUCAAUGGGUCCAUGUAGGGGAGGUAUUCGUUUUCAUCCAUCAAUGAAUUUAAGUAUAGCCAAGUUCCUUGGUUUUGAACAGACUUUAAAGAACGCCUUAUCCCCUUACAAAUUAGGAGGAGCAGCCGGUGGAAGUGAUUUUGAUCCUAAAGGAAAAAGUGAUAAUGAGAUCAUGAGAUUUUGCCAAAGUUUCAUGAGUGAGCUGUAUCGCUAUUUGGGUCCUGACAAGGACCUUCCCUCAGAGGAAAUGGGUGUUGGUACGCGAGAAAUGGGGUAUCUUUUUGGACAAUAUAGACGUCUAGCUGGUCAUUUUCAGGGGAGUUUUACAGGACCAAGGAUAUUUUGGUCGGGCUCCAGUCUUCGACCUGAAGCUACUGGCUAUGGCCUGGUUUUUUUUGCCCAGCUCAUACUUGCUGACAUGAAUAAAGAACUCAAAGGAUUAAGAUGUGUUGUGAGUGGUUCUGGAAAGAUUGCAAUGCAUGUUUUAGAGAAGCUUAUUGCUUAUGGUGCUCUUCCCAUCUCAGUAUCAGAUUCAAGAGGUUAUUUGGUUGAUGAAGAUGGAUUCGACUACAUGAAAAUAUCAUUUUUGAGAGACAUCAAAGCUCAACAAAGAAGUUUGAGAGACUAUUCAAAGACCUAUGCUCGGGCAAAAUAUUAUGACGAAGCAAAACCCUGGAAUGAAAGGUGUGAUCUUGCAUUUGCUUGUGCUUCUCAGAAUGAAAUUGAUCAAUCUGACGCCAUUAAUUUGGUUAAUUCAGGUUGUCGCAUACUAGUAGAAGGUUCGAACAUGCCCUGUACACCUGAGGCAGUUGAUGUUCUGAAGAAAGCUUGUGUUCUCAUUGCUCCUGCUAUGGCUGCUGGUGCUGGAGGGGUUGUGGCUGGAGAACUUGAAUUAAAUCAUGAAUGCAGUUUGAUGCACUGGUCACCAGAGGACUUCGAAUCUAAAUUGCAGGAAGCAAUGAAACAGACUUAUCAAAGAGCCAUCAAAGCUGCAACUGAUUUUGGUUAUGAAAAAGAAAGUCCCGAGGCUUUGGUACAUGGAGCAGUCAUCUCUGCUUUUCUGACCAUUGCUCAAGCUAUGACAGAUCAAGGUUGUGUAUAAAAGUUGAUCAAAACCUUGAAUGCAUCUCAAUGCUGAUAUUUUCACAGCGGAUGGAAAUCCACUUGCACUAAAUUUAUGAAUUGCAAGAUAAGGAUGAAUGUUGAUAAUGCAGUCUCCCCGUGAAGACAUCACACUAAUGUGAGAGCAUAUUCCCUUUGUAAAAUAUAUAAUGUAACAAUUUAGACAUAAAGAGGUUUUAGAAGAAAAAUUGCUGUUGGCAGAUUUGGCAAUGCAUGUGAUAUAGUUUUAGUUGUACAACAGAAAGGUUAUCCAGAUUAUUGCCAGGAGAUAGGAGAAAUUUUUCUUGGCUCAUUCAAUCCAUCUAGAUGCAUGUUACAAAUUUGGAUGUUGAGAUUAUAAAUAAAAGCUUAGCAUUGA
Molecule: messenger RNA, 2716 nt
Organism: Gastrolobium bilobum
Lineage: Eukaryota; Viridiplantae; Streptophyta; Magnoliopsida; Fabales; Fabaceae
Exons: 16
Coding region: 398-2338 (646 amino acids)
Cellular component (GO): cytosol
Molecular function (GO): L-glutamate dehydrogenase (NADP+) activity
Source: RefSeq, a predicted model, not a curated record